Paramecium pentaurelia is the source of this 1852-nucleotide messenger RNA. The record is from the annotation of a GenBank genome assembly. NCBI's taxonomy places the organism in Eukaryota, Ciliophora, Oligohymenophorea, Peniculida, Parameciidae.
AUGUUAGCAAAUUUGAUUACGUUGUUAGUUUCUUCCUUAUCAUUAACAUUUAUAGGUUUAUUAUACACAGAAAUAGUCACUUAUAAAUACUAAAAGGAUGUUGAAAUAUUUAUUGGUUUCUUGAAUAAGUUUAUAUCAUAAAAUUAUUAUAAUCCUCAAUCAUAUGAUAGAUAAGUAACUAAUUAUUUCUAAGUAGUUCAAUUCAAUUCUUGUAUAACCUUAACAUGAUUAUUGCAUCUAAUCAGAUACUUAUAAAUAUUAUCAUCCAAAUUCAAUUAUGAUGGACACAUAUACAUUUAGAGAGUAUUCAGGUCUAGUUAAAUAGGCACUUUAAUAACAUUUCUUUGAUGUAUUGCCAAAUGUCACACUCUAUAAAAGAAAUACAAAGAGUAACCAAAAAUGUUAUUUUUAGUACCUCAUUAAUAUAAAUUCCCUUUGUAAUUAACAUUACCAUAUACUUAUUAUGAUUAACUACUAUAUAACUUUAAAGUUGGAUAAAGUAUAUUAUUUCCUUAUUCAGAAUAGGUUCUCUAUGUCUCUUUUAAAAUUAUAAUCAUUUACCUUAAAGAUCCUCUUUGUCUCAUAAAAAUCAAUUAAUGACUAAUUAACUUAAUUAUUUAAAUGAUAUCAAAAAUAAAGGUCUUGAUGAGGAUUGCAUAGUAAUAAAUUUAAUUAUAUUUAGACCAAUGCCACUUUUCUGCCUAAAACUUAUAGACUUUUUGAAGAGUCUGAAUGUAAGUAAUUUUUUACUUAUUUGAAUUCAACAGAGUAUUAAGAUAAAGUAAAAACAGAAGGUCCUUAAUUUAUUGUAAAAAUGGGAUUAGAGGUUCAUAGAGGUAGAGGAAUAACAAUGUUGUUUCCAUAAGAAACUGAAGAGUUGAAGGAGAAAUUUUAGUAUGGUUAGAUUUGUGGAUAAAUUAAGACAUAUAGAGUGGCCCAAUAAUAUAUAGGAAAUCCAUUAUUAUUUAAGGGACAUAAAAUAGAGUUUAGAGUUUAUUGGAUUAUUGUAUCAACAAAUCCUUUAAUUGCAUAUGCAUAUGAUAAAACACUUAUUAGAAGAUGUAUUUAUCCAUAUGAUAAAUUUUCAACACUUAAAGGAGCUCAUGUUUGUAAUACAGCAAUUGUUAAGAAAACCAUAUUAUCAAUGUAAAAUGAAUCUUAGGAACAAGAUGAGAAUGAUAAUGAUGAUGAUAAUGAUGAUGAAUUUACUACUAUUAAUAAAAAAAAUAAUAAUAAUAAUACAAUUAAUAAUUCUAUUUCUGAUCAAAUUAAUUAAGAAGAUCUUUAUAUAGAUUGGAAACUUGAUUAUUUAUAAGAAUUAUUACUGAAAUAAGGUAAAAUAAAAAAUAAAAAAUGGUUAAAAUAAGAAUUAUUACCUUAAAUUGAUAGAAUGAUUAUUCAUGCAAUAAGAAGUGCAUAAUAUACAUUUGCAAAAGAUAGCAAAUUAGGGGAAUUCUUUGCUGCUGAUUUCUUAUUAACAGAUGAUCUUAAACUUCAUAUAAUGGAAAUCAAUUAUAAUCCAUAGACACUAAAAACAACUGAGGCUAGAGUUAAAUAACAUACAAAAAUGGUUUAAGAUAUGGUUGAAAUAUCUAAUGCAUAUUUAAGAAGUAGAUAUAUAAGAUUUAGAAAGAUUAUUGAUAAGGUUGUAGAUAAAUUAUCUAAAGGGAAAUCAAGAUUACAAGAUAUAGUAAAUCAGAAAAUGGGUUAAGAAAUACAUUAAGCAUAUUUUAGUAGAUUGGAAUCAAAUAUUAAGAUUAGUUCAAAAAAUCUCUUUAGAUUGAUUAUGGAUGAUGGAUUAUAAGGAACAUCUAAAUAUAAAGAUCUUUUAUAAGAGAAAUGUAUAAAAUGA